AUGAGCACUACCAUUUUGGUUAUCGAGCUACUUUUCUUCGUUGGUGUGUUUUCCUAUUAUCUUCCUAGCUUCUCCAGUUCCAAAGCACCAAAUUUUCACGAAUCAACUACGAGGACUGCCAUUCCUGAUGAAGCGAAUAAAAUUGUCGGUGGAACUCCUGCCCUAGAAGGAGAAUUUCCGUACCAAGCUUUCUUGAAUCUCAGUAUUCGUUCAUGUGGCGGAACUUUGAUUUCCCCUUCCAUUGUCUUAACAGCAGCGCAUUGCUUCGAAGGUCUUACUGUUGCUUCUACCAGUGCUUUCACAGUGACCGUCAACACGACGAAACGUAUUGGUGGAAUCGGUGCUGUCAGGAGAGGAGUAAAAAAAUUCGUCGUGCACCCCUUAUUCAAUAAAAAAACAUUUGAUAACAAUGUUGCUCUUCUGGCAUUAAGCUACCCAAUUAAAAACGUCAGGCUAGUCAAACUUCCAUCAGCCUACACCACUAGCACGUACGCGGGUCGGAAAGCCGUCAUUGUCGGAUGGGGAGACACUUCUUCCGGUGGUAGAAAUUCGAAUAAUUUGCUCAAGGCUACCGUCACUGUUUUGACAAACGAAGCUUUCAGUCUGCAAUACAAAAAGUUAAACACCACAAUUACUAACAACAUGGUUUGUGCUGCAGCUCCCGGUAAAGAUACUUGCCAGGGGUGGCCCUUGCUGGUGGAAGGUGUUCAAAUAGGUAUCACCAGCUUUGGCGCGGCCUGUGCUGAUCCUAGAUUUGCAGGCGUAUACACCAGAGUUACUCGCUACAUUACCUGGAUCAAAGCCACUUCAUAUGCGAUUUGA
Molecule: messenger RNA, 822 nt
Organism: Daphnia carinata
Lineage: Eukaryota; Metazoa; Arthropoda; Branchiopoda; Diplostraca; Daphniidae
Product: trypsin Blo t 3-like
Exons: 8
Coding region: 1-822 (273 amino acids)
Biological process (GO): proteolysis
Molecular function (GO): serine-type endopeptidase activity
Source: RefSeq, a predicted model, not a curated record